Messenger RNA from Mesoplodon densirostris (Blainville's beaked whale), 2787 nucleotides. It is a transcript of the gene SLC8A3, whose product is annotated as solute carrier family 8 member A3. The coding region runs from base 1 to 2787 and encodes 928 amino acids. Gene Ontology annotation, biological process: calcium ion import across plasma membrane; cell communication; sodium ion transmembrane transport. Gene Ontology annotation, cellular component: axon; postsynapse; sarcolemma. The transcript has 7 exons. Gene Ontology annotation, molecular function: calcium:sodium antiporter activity. The record is from RefSeq and is a predicted model, not a curated record. NCBI's taxonomy places the organism in Eukaryota, Metazoa, Chordata, Mammalia, Artiodactyla, Ziphiidae.
AUGGCGUGGUUAAGGUUGCAGCCUCUUACUUCUGCCUUCCUCCAUUUUGGGCUGAUUACCUUUGUGCUCUUCCUGAAUGGUCUUCGGGCAGAGGCUGGCGGCUCAGGGGAUGUGCCCAGCACAGGGCAGAACAAUGAGUCCUGUACGGGGUCAUCGGACUGCAAGGAGGGUGUCAUCCUGCCAAUCUGGUACCCGGAGAACCCUUCCCUCGGAGACAAGAUUGCCAGGGUCAUUGUCUAUUUUGUGGCCCUGAUAUACAUGUUUCUCGGGGUAUCCAUCAUUGCUGAUCGCUUCAUGGCAUCUAUUGAAGUCAUCACGUCUCAAGAGAGAGAGGUGACUAUCAAAAAGCCCAAUGGAGAGACCAGCACAACCACAAUUAGGGUCUGGAACGAAACUGUCUCCAAUCUGACCCUUAUGGCCCUGGGUUCCUCUGCUCCUGAGAUCCUCCUCUCUUUAAUUGAGGUGUGUGGUCAUGGGUUCAUUGCUGGUGAUCUGGGACCUUCUACCAUUGUAGGCAGCGCAGCCUUCAACAUGUUCAUUAUCAUUGGUAUCUGCGUCUACGUGAUCCCCGAUGGAGAGACUCGCAAGAUAAAGCACCUCCGAGUCUUCUUUGUCACUGCUGCUUGGAGCAUCUUUGCCUACAUCUGGCUCUAUAUGAUCCUGGCUGUCUUCUCUCCUGGUGUGGUCCAGGUUUGGGAAGGCCUCCUCACUCUCUUCUUCUUUCCAGUGUGUGUCCUUCUGGCCUGGGUGGCAGAUAAGCGACUGCUCUUCUACAAAUACAUGCACAAAAAGUACCGCACAGAUAAACACCGAGGAAUCAUCAUAGAGACAGAGGGUGACCACCCCAAGGGCAUCGAGAUGGAUGGGAAAAUGAUGAAUUCCCACUUCCUAGAUGGGCAUCUGGUGCCCCUGGAAGGGAAGGAAGUGGAUGAGUCCCGCAGGGAGAUGAUCCGGAUUCUCAAGGAUCUGAAGCAAAAACACCCAGAGAAGGACUUAGAUCAGCUGGUAGAGAUGGCCAAUUACUAUGCUCUCUCCCAUCAACAGAAGAGCCGUGCCUUCUACCGGAUCCAGGCCACCCGUAUGAUGACUGGUGCAGGCAAUAUCCUGAAGAAGCAUGCAGCAGAACAAGCCAAAAAGUCCUCUAGCAUGAGCGAGGUGCACACUGAUGAGCCAGAGGACUUUGUCUCCAAGGUCUUCUUUGACCCGUGCUCUUACCAGUGCCUGGAGAACUGUGGGGCUGUGCUCCUGACAGUGAUGAGGAAGGGGGGGGACAUGUCCAAGACCCUGUAUGUGGACUACAAAACAGAGGAUGGUUCUGCCAAUGCGGGGGCUGACUAUGAGUUCACAGAGGGCACUGUGGUUCUGAAGCCAGGAGAGACCCAGAAGGAGUUCUCUGUGGGCAUCAUUGAUGAUGACAUUUUUGAGGAGGAUGAACACUUCUUUGUGAGGUUGAGCAACGUCCGCAUAGAGGAGGAGCAGCCAGCGGAGGGGAUACCUCCCAGAGUACUCAAUAGUCUUCCCUUGCCUCAGGCUGUCCUGGUGUCCCCUUGUGUGGCCACAGUCACCAUCUUGGAUGAUGACCAUGCGGGCAUCUUCACUUUUGAAUGUGACACUAUUCAUGUCAGUGAAAGUAUUGGUGUCAUGGAGGUCAAGGUUCUGCGGACAUCAGGUGCCCGGGGCACAGUCAUCGUACCCUUUAGGACAGUAGAAGGGGCCGCCAAGGGUGGUGGUGAGGAUUUUGAAGACACAUAUGGGGAGAUGGAGUUCAAGAAUGAUGAAACUGUCAAGAUAAUUCACGUCAAGGUAAUUGAUCAUGAGGCAUAUGAGAAAAACAAGAAUUACUUCAUUGAGAUGAUGGGCCCCCGCAUGGUGGAUAUGAGUUUUCAGAAAGCGCUCCUGUUGUCUCCAGAGGUGACAGACAGGAAGCUGACUGUGGAGGAAGAGGAAGCCAAGAGGAUAGCAGAAAUGGGAAAGCCAAUAUUGGGUGAACACCCCAAACUAGAGGUCAUCAUCGAAGAGUCCUAUGAGUUCAAGACUACCGUGGACAAGCUGAUCAGGAAGACAAACCUGGCCUUGGUUGUGGGAACCCAUUCCUGGAGGGACCAGUUCAUGGAGGCCAUCACUGUCAGUGCAGCAGGGGACGAGGAUGAGGAUGAGUCAGGUGAGGAGAGGCUGCCCUCCUGCUUUGACUACGUCAUGCACUUCCUAACGGUCUUCUGGAAGGUGCUGUUUGCCUGCGUGCCCCCCACAGAGUACUGCCAUGGCUGGGCCUGCUUUGUCGUCUCCAUUCUCAUCAUCGGUAUGCUCACAGCCAUCAUCGGGGACCUGGCCUCCCACUUCGGCUGCACCAUUGGCCUCAAGGACUCGGUCACGGCUGUUGUUUUUGUGGCGUUUGGCACCUCUGUGCCAGAUACGUUUGCCAGCAAAGCAGCCGCCAUCCAGGACGUGUACGCAGAUGCCUCCAUUGGCAAUGUCACGGGCAGCAACGCCGUCAACGUCUUCCUGGGCAUUGGCCUGGCCUGGUCCGUGGCCGCCAUCUACUGGGCCCUGCAGGGACAGGAGUUCCACGUGUCAGCGGGCACGCUGGCCUUCUCUGUCACCCUCUUCACCAUCUUUGCGUUUGUGUGCAUCAGCGUGCUCUUGUACCGCCGGCGGCCCCACCUGGGCGGGGAGCUGGGCGGCCCUCGUGGCUGCAAGCUGGCCACGACCUGGCUCUUUGUGAUCCUGUGGCUUCUCUACAUACUCUUUGCCUCGCUGGAAGCCUACUGCUACAUCAAGGGGUUCUGA